AUUUGUCUAAUUCCAUUUUCCAGAUCUCAUCAUCCAUACAGUCAAUCCCAUCAUUCAUUUUCCUAAGGUCAAUCUUGUACUUUCACGGCCCUAUACAACUAUUUUCGUAAUUGUGUUUUCAAAUAGGGCUAAUUCUGUAAUUGCAUUUAAUCUGGUCACUAGAAGGUAUGAAAAUGGAUAUUUGUCAGACUUCAAAAACUUCUUCUAUGCUUUUUUUUUCACCCGAUCUUCUAACAAUUUCUCUCUUCUUUUUUUUUUUUUGAAUUUUGGAGCGAAAAUUGUUGGUAAAUGCAAGACAUCCACUUGAUCGAAGGUGGCCGUUUAUUUAACGGCGGCGGCGACGGAGGGGGAGGAGACAGAAAGUUACGAGCACACCACCAAGCACUUAAGUGUCCCCGCUGCGACUCUUUCAACACGAAGUUCUGUUACUACAACAACUACAACCUCUCUCAGCCACGUUAUUUCUGCAAGAACUGCCGUCGUUACUGGACAAAAGGAGGCGUCCUCCGUAACGUCCCCGUUGGCGGUGGUUGCCGCAAAGCCAAACGCUCCAAAACCAAGCCUUCGUCCGAAACCACCGUUUCCGCCACCGCCGUAUCUGCACUGCCACAUCCGGAGCAACAACAACAACGGCAACACCAAAACAGCGAUCAACGUAAAGCGGAUUCUCAUUCUAAUACUGAGAGCUCGAGCCGUAAUGCAGCAAAUUGUAAGGUGGCAGUGACGAACAAUAAUAACAAUAAUAGCAACAGCAACAAUAACAGUUCUUCAGUCGGCACAACGGAGGCGGCGUCGGCAAUUACAUCUUGCUCUACGUUUUAUGGAAACCCUAAUAAUUUAGGGUUGGAGCCAGGAUUGCUAGAACAAGGAUCGGACGGCGGGAUUUUUGCGGAGAUUGGUAGUUUAACGAGCUUGAUUACUUCACCAAACAAUGAAACACUGUCGUUUGAUUUCGGGACUGUAUUAAAUAGGGCAGGGCAGUGGCAACCGCAACAAAUGACGAUGAGCAUGGGAGGGGAGGAAAUCACAAAGGGAUUGCUUGAUCAGACGGUGCAGAUUGAGCAAUCAAAUUUGAAUAUUAAAUUGGAUAGUGUAUUUCAGCCGUUGGAUUGGGAAGGGAAUGAAGAUCAAGGAUUGUUUGGUCUUCCGAGCACCGUUGAUCAAACAUAUUGGAGUCAAAAUCAGUGGACUGAUGAAGAUCGUCCAACUCUCUAUCCCCCGUAAAUUAUUGCUCACUCUUUUUCCUUUUUUUUUUUUUCUUUUUUCACCUUAAGUUAUUCAUUUACUAAAAAUGAAAAAAAGAAAAGAAAAAGAGAGCUCUUGGGAAAAACGAAAAGAAAAUGAGAAAAAAAAAUUCAAAGAAAACCCCAAAGCUUUUUUUUUUUUUUUUUAAAUUUGAAAAGAGUUAUAUUAAUAUAUAUAUGAAUUUGACUUUUUUUCUUGGAUAUUUUUUUCUUUUAAUAUUUAAGUUUUAUUUGGGUGAUUUUGAAAGGUGUUUCCGUUUGAUCUUCUCGAGUUUUUUUCCCUUUUCUUUAGGGAGCUAUUAUUCCCCGUUCUUGUAAAUAUUCUUUUAUUGUUUAAGAUGUGUUGUCAAUUAAAUUAAUCAAAAUUAUUAGUGAAAA
This is a messenger RNA of Gossypium arboreum, 1622 nucleotides long. Its product is annotated as dof zinc finger protein DOF5.4-like. The record is from RefSeq and is a predicted model, not a curated record. Gene Ontology annotation, biological process: regulation of DNA-templated transcription. Lineage: Eukaryota; Viridiplantae; Streptophyta; Magnoliopsida; Malvales; Malvaceae. Gene Ontology annotation, molecular function: DNA-binding transcription factor activity; DNA binding. Bases 289 to 1224 code for a protein of 311 amino acids. The transcript has a single exon.